Molecule: messenger RNA, 1543 nt
Organism: Anopheles bellator
Lineage: Eukaryota; Metazoa; Arthropoda; Insecta; Diptera; Culicidae
Gene: eIF3m
Product: eukaryotic translation initiation factor 3 subunit M
Exons: 4
Coding region: 66-1223 (385 amino acids)
Biological process (GO): cytoplasmic translational initiation
Cellular component (GO): eukaryotic translation initiation factor 3 complex; cytoplasm
Molecular function (GO): translation initiation factor activity
Source: RefSeq, a predicted model, not a curated record
AAACGAGUAGCUUUCGACGUGUUGGGUCUGUUUGUGGUGCAUAAAUAUCAUCCAAAUCCUGCACAAUGCAAGGUCCAGCCGUUUUCAUCGAUGCCGAGAUCGAGGAUCAGGCACAAGAGCUGCGGAAGUUCUUCAAGAAGCUGGGCGCUGAAAUCAGCGAGGAAAAGUCUAGCAAAGGCAUCGAAGAUGAUUUGCACAAGAUCAUCGGUGUUUGCGAUGUGUGCUUCAAGGACAACACGCACACAGCGGAAGAAAUCGAUGCCGUCCUGAACAGCGUCGUGUCGAUCGUUGUUUCCAUUCCACUCGAGCGCGGAGAGAACCUGAUUCUGUCCUUUUGCGACAAGAUGACCAAGGCGAAGGAGCCGAAUCUGGCCCGUGUUUGUUUGCAAUCCCUGUGGCGUCUGUUUACCAAUCUGGAGGUGACUUCGCCGUUGCGCUACCACGUCUACUAUCACCUGGUCCAAGUGGCCAAACAGGUGAAUCAGGUGAAGGAAGUGUUUACCGGGGUCGAUCAGCUGAAGGCCCAGUUUGCCCAGUGCCCACCAUCGAACGAGCAGAUGCAGAAGCUCUACCGUUUGCUCCAUGACGUGUUGAAGGACACCAACAGUGAGCUGGCGUCGAAGGUGAUGAUCGAACUGCUCGGAACGUAUACUGCCGAGAACGCGUCCUACGCGCGUGAAGAUGCAAUGAAGUGCAUUGUUACGGCGCUGGCCGAUCCCAACACCUUCCUGCUCGAUCCGUUGCUGUCGCUGAAACCGGUCCGUUUCUUGGAGGGCGAACUGAUCCAUGAUCUGCUGUCGGUGUUUGUUUCGGAAAAGCUCCCCAGCUAUCUGCAGUUCUACAAGAACCACAAGGAAUUCGUCAACUCUCAGGGAUUGAACCACGAACAGAACAUUAAGAAGAUGCGCCUGCUGUCGUUUAUGCAGCUGGCCGAGAGUAACCCGGAUAUGACGUUCAGCCAACUGCAGGAGGAACUGCAGAUCAGCGAAGAGGAAGUGGAACCGUUCAUCAUUGAGGUGCUGAAAACCAAACUGGUCCGUGCCCGGAUGGACCAGCGUGCCCGCAAGGUGCACAUUUCCAGCACCAUGCACCGGACCUUCAGUCGGCCUCAGUGGCAGCAGCUGCGUGAUUUGCUGCUCUCGUGGAAAAGCAAUCUUACCCUCGUCCAAGACAACAUCAACUCGGUCGCCGCCGCUCAGUCUGAGCUGGCGCAACGGCAGUGAAGUGUGCGUGUGAUUUGCUAUUUAACAAGGUUUUACCGGUGCAGAAUCGAACGAGCGCGGUAGAAGCGACAAACGAAGAGACACGAAGUAUUUCAGACCUAGAGACAAUUCCGAGGAUCAUAUUUGGCAGAGGGUGUCCAAGAAGAGUGAUUUUUCGCACGUGCUUACGAGUGAAGGAUUUACGGUAUUGUCCUCACAGCUACCGCGACAAGCAGCAGCAACAGCAGCAGAGUUCAUACUGAUUCGCCAUCAAACAGAAGAGAGUUUGCCAACAGCUGAAACGGAAUUUCGUUCCAAUAAACUCUUUUUGAUAUGAACCA